AUGAGAAUUUCUUUUUACAGUGCUGCCGAUUUGAGAUGGAAAGCCUUGGAGAAGGAAGUUGAUUUCUCCGUCCAAUGGACUGAUGGAUGGAGCACAGACUCAAAGGAUGACGAUGAAGGAAGUGUUGCACAGUCACUAGAGACAGAGGAAGGGCAAUCGGCAGUGGGGAAUAGAGAAGAUGGUUCAGUGGCUGGUGAUGAGGGUUCCAUGCCGGUACCAACAGGAAUACACGUUGCGGCUGACAAUCCACAUGGUGACGAAGAAUUGGGAUCAACGGUUUUAACUGCCGCCGCAUUGGAAUCAGCCAAGUAUAAUAGUGUGGAAGAGGCGUACAAAGCAUCUGUGGCUUUUGUGAAAGUGACUGGAUUCGCUGUACGAAAGGGUGAUUCUGUGAAAAAUGAGGAAAGGAAUAUCGUGCGGAAGUUCUUUUAUUGCAAUCAACAAGGUUUGCAUGAGAAGAAGCACUAUGAGAGGGUCGAUAGGAAGAUGGCUCAUAAAGCAGAGACCAGAACCUAUUGUUAUGCCAAGUAUGUUGUAUACUUGGACAUGAGUUCUAGAAAGUGGAGGACGAAAACGUUUAUUGUGGAUUAUAGUCACGAUUCGGCCCCACUAGAUUUCACCAACAUAAUGGUGCCGCAUCGAAAGUUGACUGAUGGAAAUAAAGCUCACAUACACAGCAUGCAAGAGGCUGGAUUCCAGACAACUCAAAUCAUGGGGUUCUUUGCUCACUUGUGUGGUGGAUAUCGGAAUGUCAACUUUAUCAAGAAAGAUUUGUAUAACUAUAUGGAUGAUGUUUGGCAAUCCCGCAUUGUUGAAUGGGACGCUACGGCAACAAUUAGUUAUUUAAAGUGUAAGAUUGAGAUGGAUCCGUUAGUAAUUGUAAAAUAUUCGUACUGCGUUGAGAAGCAUCUAGGUAAUCUUUUUUGGUCAGAUGGCCACAUGCAAUAUAAUUAUAAGUGCUUCGAAGAUGUGUUGGCAUUUGAUUCCACUUACAAGAAGAAUCUCUACAACAUGCCUCUGGUUAUUUUUUCUGGUACUAACCACCAUAGGCAGACUAUUAUGUUUGGAUUUGGUUUGCUAGAGGAUGAAAAGAUUCCAUCAUAUAAAUGGUUGUUGGGCCAUUUUUUGGAGGUUAUGGAGAGUAAGGAGCCAAAAGUUGUUGUCACAGAUGGUCACGAGUGUAUGAAGGAGGCGAUUCGGACUGUGUACGUCCAUUUUGAUGUUAAGGACUUUGAAGAUUACUGGGCAGAAGUGGUCCAUAGCUUUGGGUUGGAGGAUAAUGAUUGGAUUGCAAGCACAUACGAGAAAAAGGAGCAGUGGGUGCAUGCUUACUUGUGCGACAAAUUUUGUGCAGGCUUGCGAACAACAUCCAGAUGUGAGGGCAUAAACUCAUCAUUAAAGAAAUUUAUAAAAUCUGAAAAUUGCUUGCUUGAGCUGGUAGAGAACCUGGAUCGUGUUGUUAAAGAUUACCACAACAACGAGUUCAUUGUGGAUUACAAGUCAUUGUAUACUGAUCCUGUGCUGACGACCGGAUUGGAGUCUCUUGAGCGGUUGGCUAGUAAGUUAUACACAAGGGAAAUAUUCUUCGAGGUAAAGGAACAAAUCGAAAGUGUUGGUGGGAUGAUUGUACUGCACAAGGAUAGGUUUGGUAGCAUUGAGAAGUUUAUGCUGAGGAAGUUUAGAAAGCCACAUCGUGUCCAUGUGGUGCUAUAUAAUAAGAGUUCUGACAAGUUCGAGUGUUCAUGCAAGUUGUUGAAUAGUGUAGGUAUUCUUUGUGGUCACAUAUUCUGCGUUCUAAAGGAGCUCGACAUACAAGAGUUGCUCAAUCGAAUGGUUCUUAAGAGGUGGUGUAAAGAUGCCAAAUUCGAUAGAAUUAGCACAACAGAGGUCCAGUCAGAUCCGGACCGGGCAUUCCGUAUUAGGUACGGUGCGUUGUGGGCUGCUUGUUUGAAGAUGUGUUUCUUGGCAGCACAGGGUUUAGAAACCUACGAAAAAGUGGUGAAUGUAGUUGCGAAUAUGUCAAACGAGUUAGAGUCCAUGUGCUACAUAGGCGACAAGGGUGGACAUGCACAUCUUGUUGGAAAUGACAUUGACAUUGGAAAUCCUCAUAUCAUAAGGUCAAAAGGUGCUCCUCGAGGCAGCAUUAAUGCGAAGAAUGGGAGAUGUUGCAGAAGGUGCUUUGGGUUCGAUCAUGACCACCGCAACUGUUUGGUAGAUGAAGACAAUGCGGACGAGGUUUGA
Molecule: messenger RNA, 2241 nt
Organism: Arachis stenosperma
Lineage: Eukaryota; Viridiplantae; Streptophyta; Magnoliopsida; Fabales; Fabaceae
Product: protein FAR1-RELATED SEQUENCE 5-like
Exons: 2
Coding region: 1-2241 (746 amino acids)
Molecular function (GO): zinc ion binding
Source: RefSeq, a predicted model, not a curated record